Molecule: messenger RNA, 1924 nt
Organism: Aspergillus fijiensis CBS 313.89
Lineage: Eukaryota; Fungi; Ascomycota; Eurotiomycetes; Eurotiales; Aspergillaceae
Product: thermophilic desulfurizing enzyme family protein
Exons: 3
Coding region: 432-1715 (427 amino acids)
Biological process (GO): L-leucine catabolic process
Molecular function (GO): flavin adenine dinucleotide binding; 3-methylbutanoyl-CoA dehydrogenase activity
Source: RefSeq, a predicted model, not a curated record
CCAGUGUGGAGGGAGGCAUCUCGGCCGAGAACCUCGGACCCACCGGGCCCUGAAUUGCGGCCAGUCACGCAAUCGCAGUCUCCGAUCGCACGGUUCUUUGCAACAAUUAGCAUGUGGGGUCUUGCGAAUCCCCCACAUUACUAUCGCCAGAGCACUGCAGGCAGUUUUGGGUGUAUCCCAAACUUGGGGCCAAUUACGACAUCAUUUCCGGGAUUGACGAAUCGCUCAACUCCGGGCAAUCACCUUGGGAUCGACAUGUGCGGAUCACCAAUUGUCUUUGCUACGCCAUACUCCUGCCAUAUGAGCAAUCCGUGAAGAUGCGUAUAAAUGCUCUCUGCUGUGUCCUCGAGUGACUAUACAUCCAAGACUGGUGACUUGUAGAUUACAAGCAGGAGCACUACCACCGCAUUCACACACCGUGAACAUCCACCAUGGCGCAAGCGCGCGUUCCAGCGACGGAUCCCACUAUCUACAGCGCCUAUCAAGACCAGUGGUCCUCACUUCCUACCACAGCAGAAGACUGGAUCAGCAGAGCACGGGAGGUGGCCGAAGUACUCUCUCGGGAUGCCGCACAAAGGGACCAGGAGAACAAAUCGCCCCGAGCCGAGGUGGCUCUGCUGAAGCAUUCCGGACUGCUGAAGCUACUGGGUCCUAGGAAGUACGGAGGAGGUGAGCAGUCGUGGGAAGUAGGGUACAAAGCCAUCCGAGAAGUGGCCAAGGCAGAUGGUUCCAUCGGCAUGCUGCUCGGCUACCAUCUCCUCUGGUCCACCACCGCCAAUGUAGUCGGCACCCCCGACCAAAUCGAGCGCACGCACGAGCUGAUCAUCACUAACAACUACUAUGUCGGUGGAGCGGUCAAUCCGCGCGACAGCGACCUCAAGAUCACCUCUGACGGGGAGCACAUCGUCUUCAACGGCGCCAAAUUCUUCAACACGGGGGGUGUGGUCUCCGAUCUCACCGUGCUCGAAGGCGUCCUCGAGGGCACAGACCAACACAUCUUCGCCCUCGUGGAGACCCGACAGCCCGGGAUCCAAUUCGCGCACAACUGGCAAAACAUCGGUCUGCGUCUGACCGAGUCCGGAGGCGUGAAGAUCGAGAACGUCCGCGCCCCGUGGACCGACGCGCUGGGCUGGGACGCCUCCACCAAGCAACCACGACAAGAGGUGCUCGGCGUCCCCUUCGCCAGCUUGCUGCUACCCACAAUCCAACUAGUCUUCAGCAACUUCUAUCUGGGCAUCGCCCUGGGCGCCCUGGACUUCGCCGCCAAUUACACCACCGCCCACACGCGCGCCUGGCCCUUCGGCGGCGACAACAAGACCUCUGCCACCGACGAGUUCUACAUUCUAGAGCGGUACGGGAACUUCUUCGCGCAUCUGCGUGCCACGGAAGCGCUGGCCGAUCGCGCGGGCGAGCAGCUCGCCGGGCUGUAUGCGCGCCACGGCGCGGACCGAUUGGCGCUCACGGCGGAGGAACGUGGGGAAGUGGCCGAGUGGAUUGCCAGCGUAAAGGUCGUCACCACGGACGUGGGGCUGCGGGUCACCAAUGGGAUCUUCGAGGUAACGGGGGCUCGGGCCACCUCACUGAAGGUCGGGCUCGAUCGGUUCUGGCGGGAUAUUCGGACACACACACUGCAUGAUCCCGUCGCGUAUAAGAACCGGGAGCUGGGGCGGUAUGUUUUGUUGGGGGAGCUGCCGGCGCCGACGUGGUAUACUUAGUUGGGUGUGCGGUGGUGUUUUAAUGAAGAUGCUGGACUACUUCUUAUGCGUGUUACUUUGCAAUCAACUUUGGAGCCUUUUCUACAGUCGAGCUUGGGUAUCGCAUCUGAUUGCGUGUAAUCUUAACUUGCAGCUACUGCAACUUAUCAUGAGGAUUGUGCCAGCCGGUGUUAGGGCUCACCCAGACAUACUGUACAUAGACUAGGGAG